UCUUUAAUCCUCGCCAUAGGCCGCAAAGCCCCCCCAUUCCUUCCUCCCUCCCCCACCCUACCUCCACACGCACCGCCGCGUCCGUCCCCCCACGCCGUCGCUUCCCGGCCGGUCGGCUCCGAUGGGGUACGUGCUGUCGGCGGUGGCGAGGGUGCUGGAGCAGCCCACGGCGUGGGGGGCGGCCUGGGAGAUGGCGCUCCUCGCAGGGCCCCUCUGGGCGGCGGCCCUCCUCGGCCUCCUGCUCGGCUGGGCCUGGCGCCCGCGCUGGGCAGCCGGCCUCGUCGUCGCCACCGCCGACGGCGGCAGCGCCGCUGCUGCUGCGCAGGCGCUGGCGCAACCGCCCUUCGCCACGCUCGACUUCUGGAAGGCCCAGCUCCCCGCCCGUCUCCGCGCCCCGCUUGGCUACGCCGGCGCCGCCGUGCAGCAGAGGGAGGAGGACGAGGACGCCGUGCAAGGGUCGUCGGAGGGGGCGAACGAGGAGCUGGCGGUGGGAAAGGAUGACCUGGUGAACCUCUGGAGGCUGGUGGAGGGCAGGGACGGCGGCCCGGCCUGGAUCAAGAUGAUGGAGAAAUCGCUGCCCACCAUGACCUACCAGGCGUGGAGGAGGGAUACGCAGACCGGGCCUCCACAGUACCAGAGUAGCAGUAUCUUUGAGAACGCUACACCGGAGGAAGUGAGGGACUUCUUCGGGGACGACGAGUUCCGUAUGUCCAACAAGUGGGAUGAUAUGCUUAUUUAUCAUAAGACACUAGAGGAGUGCCAGACCACUGGGACGAUGAAAGUACAUUGGGUCCGGAAGUUCCCCUUCUUCUGCAGUGACAGAGAGUACAUAAUUGCUCGCCGGAUAUGGAAACUGGGGGGCGCCUAUUAUUGUGUCACAAAGGGUAUACCAUGCUCAUCCGUUCCACGGCGUAAUAAACCUCGAAGAGUUGAUUUGUAUUAUUCAAGCUGGUGCAUCCGUGCAGUGGAAUCCAAGAGAGGGAACGGAGGGUUGACAGCCUGUGAGGUUCUCUUGUUUCACCAUGAGGACAUGGGUAUCCCAUAUGAGAUUGCAAAGCUUGGGAUUCGGCAAGGAAUGUGGGGAUGUGUAAAGAAAAUUGAGCCUGGACUCCGGGCCUAUCAGGAAGCCAGGGCUGCAGGGGAGCCAGCGUCACGGAGUGCCUUGAUGGCCCGAAUCAAUACUAAGGUCGGUGACAAUUUUGUUCGGUCACUGGAAUCCAACAGCGACGAAUCAGAAAUCGUGGAAGCAGAAGAGAAGCCUGCGAGGAACCACGUGGCAAGGUUCCUUGUACUCGGAGGGGCAGUUGCUCUGGCCUGUACUCUUGAUCAAGGGCUCCUAACCAAGGCUCUCAUCUUUGGCGUCGCACGGAAAUUCGUUGGGCAGAGGAAGACAUUGUAGCAUCUCUGAUCUUUCCCAGCGUCCUCCACGUGGCCCAUGUGCUGAUUAGACUCGCCCUGAUUCGCUGACCUGGAGCGGAGGAAAGAGGUGAUUCAGUGGCUGGUUUAUUGGCGCUAAUUCCAUUGUGACUGGAAGAGAGCAGAUGAAGAGCAUUUUGGUGUACAUAUAUUCUGUGCCGGCUGUCGGAUAAUGAGGAAGAGGGAAUAGGGUAAACGAUGUACUUCCCAUUUGGAAAAGGAAUUCCUUACUAUAUAUAUAAAUUUGUUUCAUGUAAUCUUGUAUCUCAGAACCAGACCAGAUCAGAUGAUUAUGCAGAUGAGAAGAACAAGUGUUUUUCUGUGUAGCGUAGCUGUUCUUGGUAAGGGUGAGAAAAAAUGGGUGGCACUGAUCAGACAGUUUGAAUCCAUAUGCUAGUGCUCGAAUUUUCCUGGAAACUUAUACUGAUAUGAGGGUAUUGAAUGUAGAACUGCAGGGCGACAAUAGUUUGAAUAUA
Sorghum bicolor (sorghum) is the source of this 1892-nucleotide messenger RNA. RefSeq lists its product as uncharacterized. Lineage: Eukaryota; Viridiplantae; Streptophyta; Magnoliopsida; Poales; Poaceae. The transcript is spliced from 6 exons. Gene Ontology annotation, molecular function: lipid binding. The record is from RefSeq and is a predicted model, not a curated record. Bases 122 to 1399 code for a protein of 425 amino acids.